CGCGCAUCAGUUACAACCCAGAAGACAGACCGCAGCCGCGCUGGAGGGAACAGGAUAACCGGGAGAUUCACUUUAAAUGAAGAGAAACAUGUGAAGACCCUUGCAGAGAUUUGACCUGCAAGUUUGACCUGCAACCUUCAACAACAGAAAGGCGAAGGUCUCCUCCAUUCCUUCCCUCGUUGGUUCUCUCUGCUUCCUCUGCAGUUUCCUUGGAGGCCCAUCAACCAUGGCGGGCCGGCGGGCUACAUGCAGGACUUUAUCGCCUGACCCUAAAGUAGGAGCUAUGGCUACUCUGCUAGGCUUUUGGCUCUUAGCGAUCCCUGUCUUGUGCAGCGGGCAGACAUUCACUAAUUUCCACCCCGAGCGUCGGGACUGGUUGUUCAACCACCUGACGGUUCACCAGACCACGGGGGCAUUGUACGUUGGAGCAGUCAACCGAGUGUACAAGCUCUCAGGCAACCUGACCCUCCUCGUUUCCCACGAUACAGGCCCAGAGGAUGACAACAAGGCCUGCUACCCCCCUCUGAUUGUGCAGCCCUGUUCUGAGCCCCUUGUCUCAACCAACAAUGUCAACAAGCUUCUCCUCAUUGAUUAUUCCCAAAAUCGGUUGCUGGCCUGUGGCAGCCUCUACCAGGGUGUCUGCAAACUCCUCAGAUUGGAUGACCUCUUCAUUUUAGUGGAGCCCUCCCACAAGAAAGAGCACUACCUCUCCAGUGUCAACCAGACUGGGACUAUGUACGGGGUCAUUGUGCCUUCGCAGGGCCAGGAUGGCACCCUGUUUAUUGGCACAGCAGUAGAUGGAAAACAGGACUACUUUCCUACCAUCUCUAGUCGAAAGCUGCCCCGCGAUCCAGAGUCUUCUGCGAUGUUAGACUAUGAACUGCACACUGACUUUGUGUCCUCCCUCAUCAAGAUACCGUCAGACACACUGGCACUGGUCUCCCACUUUGACAUCUAUUAUGUGUUCGGCUUUGCCAGUGGCAGCUUUGUUUACUUCUUGACUGUGCAGCCCGAGACGCCAGAGAACAGCAUGUCAUCAAGCGGAUCCACCAGUGACCUCUUCUACACUUCUCGCAUUGUCCGCCUCUGCAAAGACGAUCGCAAGUUUCACUCCUAUGUGUCUCUGCCUGUUGGCUGUGUGAAGAACGGCGUUGAGUACCGGCUGCUGCAGGCCGCCUACCUCGGCAAGCCAGGCCGCGUUCUCGCUUCCUCGCUCAACAUCAGCGCUCAAGAUGAUGUGCUCUUCACCAUCUUCUCCAAGGGCCAGAAGCAGUUCCAUCGCCCACCGGCUGAUUCGGCCCUCUGCGUCUUCACCAUCCGAGACAUCAACGCACGUAUCAAGGAGCGCCUGCAGUCCUGCUACCAGGGAGAAGGAAAUCUGGAGCUCAACUGGCUGCUUGGGAAGGAUGUGCAGUGCACCAAAGCGCCGGUGCCCAUUGAUGACUCUUUCUGUGGUCUGGACAUCAACCAGCCGCUUGGUGGUUCUCAACUGGUGACCGGUCACACGCUCUACACCGAGACUCGAGACCGAAUGACUUCUGUCACCUCCUAUGUCUACAAUGGUUACUGUGUAGCCUUUGUGGGCACCAAGAGUGGGCAUCUAAAGAAGAUUCGCGUCGACGGACCGCCUCACGGUGGUGUCCAGUAUGAGACGAUAAUGGUCAUCAAGAACGGCAGCCCUGUCCUGCGAGAUAUGGCUUUCUCCCUCGACCGCAACUACCUCUACGUCAUGUCUGAGAGACAGGUCACCCAAGUUCCAAUCGAGUCAUGUGAGCAGUAUGCGACCUGUGGAGAGUGUUUGAGCUCCGGGGACCCACACUGUGGCUGGUGUGUCCUGCAUAAUAUCUGCUCUCAGAGGAACCGGUGUGAGCACGCAGAUGAGCCGUACCGUUUCACCGCCUCUCUCAACCAGUGUGUGAAGGCCACUGUGUACCCCGACAGCAUUGCGGUCUCAGAGACCAGUGUACCUCUGCUGGUGAAGGUGAGCCACGUUCCAGACCUUUCGGCGGGCAUCACUUGCUCCUUCGGCAACCUGACGGAGGUGGAGGGGCAAGUCAAUGGCAACCAGAUACUAUGUGUGUCCCCCACUGCGAAGGAUGUCCCCCUCAUUCCCAUCGACCAAGAUUGGUCAGGCGUUGAGCUGAGGCUCAACUCUAAGGAGACUGGUCAGAUGCUUAUUAGCACAGAGGUCAAGUUUUACAACUGCAGCGUCCACCAACUGUGUCUGUCCUGUGUAAACAGUGCCUUCCGAUGCCACUGGUGCAAGUACCGCAACUUAUGCACCCAUGACCCCUCCAGCUGUUCUUUCCAGGAGGGACGAGUCAACGCCUCUGAGGACUGUCCCCAACUGGUGCGUUCCGAGGAGAUUCUGAUCCCGGCGGGGGAGGUGAAGCCUAUCACCCUGAAGGCGAAGAACCUGCCCCAGCCCCAGUCAGGUCAGCGGGGCUACGAGUGUGUCCUCCACAUCCAGGGGGUCAGCCACCGAGUCACCGCCCUCCGCUUCAACAGCUCCAGCGUGCAGUGCCAGAACAGCUCAGUAGGUUUUGGUGACGCGUGCCCAGGUUGUGCCAAGUAUAUGUACGAGGGAAUGAAAAUCAGUGAGCUGCCUGUGGAUUUCUCGGUGGUGUGGAACGGCAACUUCAUUAUUGAUAACCCGGAGAAUAUCCAAGUGCACCUGUACAAGUGUGCAGCCCAGCGAGACAGCUGCGGCAUGUGUCUGAAGGCGGAGAGGAAGUUCCAGUGCGGCUGGUGCAGCGGAGAGGGAAGGUGCACUCUGCGGCACCACUGCCCUGCCCUCAACCCUUACACCACCCGCUGGCUAAACCUGGCCAGUAAGAAUGUCAAGUGCACCAACCCACGCAUCUCUGAGGUGACCCCAGUGGCUGGGCCGCCAGAGGGAGGCACACGGGUGACCAUCCACGGCACGAACCUUGGCCUGGCCUUCUCAGACAUGGUGGGCAACGUGGAGGUGGCUGGGGUGAGGUGUACCCCUGUAGAGGAUGGCUACAUCAUCGCUGAACAGAUUAUAUGUGAGAUGGAUGCCGCUCCUGCAGACAGUCGACCUGGUCCGAUCCAGCUGUGCAUUGGAGAGUGCCGACCAGAACUGAGGGCUCGCUCCUCGCAACUCUUCUCCUUUGUGACUCCCACAGUCACAGGUCUGUCCCCGAGCAGAGGUCCAGAGUCCGGGGGCACGAAAGUAACCAUAGUGGGAGAAAACCUCGGCGCCGGCAGCAAUGUCAACGUUCAGUUUGGAAACCAGACGUGCGAGUUCUUUGGACGGACCAUGACGGAGAUAGUGUGUUACUCCGCCCCUUCCCUGUCUGGGGUUGGCAAAGUGCUGAUCAGCGUGAGCGUGGACCGCGCCCAGAUCAGGGAGAACCUCACCUUCGAGUACAUAGAGGACCCCACUGUCCAGCGCAUCGAACCAGAUUGGAGCAUUGCAAGCGGCCACACCCCUCUGAUGGUGUCAGGGACCAAUCUGGACGUGAUUCAGGAGCCCAGGAUCCGUGUCAAAUAUGCCGGCAGAGAGUCCAUCAAUGUGUGUAAAGUAUUGAACACCACCAGUAUGAGCUGCUUCGCUCCCUCCCUGAUUGCAGAGUACAGUCCCGGUUUGGACACAGUAAAGCACGCAGACGAGUUUGGGUUCAUCUUCAACAACGUCCAGGCGCUGCUGAUCUACAACAACACCAACAUCCUCUACUACCCAAACCCUUACUUUGAGCCCCUCAGCUCUAAUGGAGUCCUGGAGCAAAAACCAGGCUCACCCAUCAUUCUCAAGGGCAGAAACCUGGUCCCGCCAACAUCGGGAGGGGUGAAGCUUAACUACACGGUGCUGAUCGGAGAGACUCCCUGCUUGGUCACUGUGUCGGAGAGCCAGUUGCUCUGUGAGCCGCCCAACCUCACCGGACAAUAUAAAGUCAUGAUUCAUGUGGGUGGUCUUCACGUCUCUCCUGGUGCAGUCCACAUCAUGUCUGACAGCCUUCUGACCCUUCCGGCCAUCGUCAGCAUUGCUGCCGGCGGAGGCCUCCUUCUCAUCAUCGUCAUCCUCGUCCUCAUCGCCUACAAGCGAAAGUCACGUGAAAAUGACCUCACGCUGAAGCGCUUGCAGAUGCAAAUGGACAACCUGGAGUCACGAGUUGCCCUAGAGUGCAAAGAAGCCUUUGCAGAGCUGCAGACGGACAUCAAUGAGCUGACCAGUGACCUAGACAGAGCUGGUAUCCCCCAUCUGGACUACAGGACAUACACUAUGAGGGUCCUCUUCCCCGGCAUAGAGGAUCAUCCUGUCCUCAGAGAACUGGAGGUGUCAGGGAACGGCCAGCUGAAUGUUGAGAAGGCCCUGAAGCUGUUUGGACAGCUCAUCAACAACAAGGUGUUCCUGCUCACCUUCAUCCGGACACUAGAAAUGCAACGCUCAUUCUCCAUGAGGGACCGUGGCAACGUGGCCUCGCUUAUCAUGACGGCCUUGCAGGGGCGACUGGAGUACGCCACCGACGUCCUGAAACACCUGCUGUCGGACCUCAUUGACCGCAAUCUGGAGAGCAAGAACCACCCCAAGCUGCUGCUGCGCAGAACGGAGUCGGUUGCAGAGAAGAUGCUUACAAACUGGUUCGCCUUCCUCCUCCACAGAUUCCUCAAGGAGUGUGCUGGGGAGCCUCUGUUCAUGCUGUACUGCGCCAUCAAGCAGCAGAUGGAAAAGGGGCCCAUCGACGCCAUCACAGGAGAGGCCCGGUACUCCCUUAGUGAAGACAAGCUCAUCCGCCAGCAGAUCGAGUACAAAACCUUGACCCUGAACUGUGUGAACCCCGACAACGAGAACAGUCCAGAGAUUCCCGUCAAGGUGCUCAACUGUGACACCAUCACCCAAGUGAAGGAGAAGAUACUGGACGCCGUUUACAAGAACAUGCCCUAUUCUCAGCGGCCACGCGCCGUCGACAUGGACCUCGAGUGGCGCCAGGGGCGAAUGGCUCGUGUGGUGUUGCAGGAUGAAGACAUCACUACCAAGAUAGAAAAUGACUGGAAGAGACUCAACACUCUGAUGCACUAUCAGGUGUCAGACCGCUGUGUUGUGGCUCUGGUGCCCAAACAGACCUCAUCGUACAACAUCCCGUCAGCCAGCAUGUCCCGCACCUCGAUCAGCAGAUACGACUCUUCAUUCCGCUACACGGGCAGUCCCGACAGCCUCCGCUCCCGUGCUCCCAUGAUAACCCCCGAUCUAGAAAGCGGUGUAAAGGUGUGGCACUUGGUGAAGAACCACGAACACGGGGACCAGAAGGAAGGAGACCGCGGUAGCAAGAUGGUCUCUGAGAUUUAUCUGACCAGGCUGCUAGCUACCAAGGGCACUUUACAAAAAUUUGUCGACGACCUAUUUGAGACGUUGUUCAGUACAGUUCACCGAGGGAGCACUCUUCCCCUCGCUAUCAAAUACAUGUUUGACUUCCUGGAUGAGCAGGCAGACAAACAUGACAUUCAUGACACAGAUGUACGUCACACGUGGAAAAGCAACUGCCUCCCGUUGCGUUUCUGGGUGAACGUGAUCAAGAACCCGCAGUUCGUGUUUGACAUCCAUAAGAGCAGCAUCACGGACGCCUGCCUGUCGGUGGUAGCUCAGACCUUUAUGGAUUCCUGCUCCACUUCGGAGCACCGCCUGGGAAAAGACUCUCCAUCUAAUAAGCUACUCUACGCUAAAGAUAUCCCUAAUUACAAGAGCUGGGUAGAAAGGUAUUAUGCUGACAUCAACCGGAUGCCGGCCAUCAGUGACCAGGACAUGAACGCCUAUUUGGCAGAACAGGCCAGACUCCACUCCACAGAGUUUAACAUGCUCAGCGCUCUGAAUGAGAUCUACUCUUACAUCAACAAGUACAGUGAGGAGAUCACAGCAGCCCUGGAGCAAGAUGAACAGGCGAGGAAGCAGAGGUUGGCCUACAAGGUGGAGCAGCUCAUCUCUGCCAUGUCCCUCGAGAGCUGAGAGUGGCCGCGACUCAAAGAGAAAGAGGACGAGAGAGAGACAGGACCACUGUCUCUACAGAGCCUCCCAAAACGUACCUCUCAUCGUGGGAGCGACCACCACGAACCCGACCUGGGACCUCUCUGCAUCCAAAGCCGGACAGACAUACAACUGCUUUAGUUUGUCAUUCUUUCACCUCCUUCCAUGAUGGCACCAGCUAAAGGCCCACAGACUAAGAUAGAGGACCCGGAAUGGCAUCAGCAGAGAAGGCAGCAAAAAGGCUUCUUUUUUUAUUUUGUUCUCCCUAUCUUUUUCUCUCAGUUUGAAAGGAAAUUAGUUGCGUGUGUGUGUGUGUGUGUGUGCGUGUACAUGAGUGUGUCUUUGUGUCGUACUGAGGAAAAAUCCUGCAAGACCGUGAGAGCAAAUGGAGGAACAAAUGUAUUCCCCGACCAGACAGGAACUCACAUUUGAGAGUGAAAUGGAGACAAAAAGAAGCAGAAGAGCAGAUCUCAUGUUGGACAGCUGAGUUUGCAUUCAGAUUUCUCAGAUUUUAUUUUUGUACUUGUACAUUUGAAUAUUAUCAGUUACAGUUGAAGAAGAAAAAAUCCACCCCGGAUUCCAUAAGUGUUGUUGUAUAAAGACUUGAAAAGUGCAACACUCCAUCAGCGUAGUGCGGAAGUGGAAUGGGCCGUGGUCCAGGUCUUCUCUCACUCCUCCCCCUCUUGGGCCGAUGCUCUACUUGACUUAGGCAGAAACCUCUGCUUUUUAUCCAAUCACAAGUGUACAGGAAAACAUGAACCUUGGGCUCAUCACCGAAGAGUCGACGGUACUCCGCUUGUCGGGGUCAUAGUUCAGCCAGCAUGCUUGCACCUAAACAGAGUAACGGAGAUGAAGUCUAUCGUGUAUUUAGAGGAUGACUUUAAAUCAGCAUCAAUCUGGUGUCCAAGGCUCUUUUUUUUCCAGCAGUUAUAUCAUCUGUGUAUGUACUGACUGAUACUGGCCAAUCAGUGUAUGUGAAUGUACAAAUGUUUUUACUUUGUUUCUUUGUCUAUUUGAGUUGUGCAAACAGAAAGGGGCUCAGUUGAACUGAGCGCCAUGGAUAUUUGCAGUAGCGCGUCAAGUGAACAACUCCAUUUGUCCGUCCUGGCCCCAGCCCAUCCAGCUGCUUCCCAAACUUUUAUUUACCCUUUUAUAUAGCUCCUACACCACAGUAUGUGCAGCUCGCAGCUAGUAGGAACCACACAAGAGCAGUUGGUCUCUGUAGGCUCAAACUCUCAUUUAUAUAACCACCGUGUGUAUCUCUUUGGGGACUUUAUGUGUACUUUGCAUGCAUGCUAUCACACAUCCGAAGUGUUCUAAGGGUCCAUCUUUGAUUUGUAUCAAGUGCCAAUGAGUCAUGCCAGCUCUUGUUGGCCCGUUGAGGUGUUAGCUGAUGGGAGUUCCCGACCACACAGACAAUACGAAUUCCAGCUCCGUGGGUUCAGUUUGAACGAGUGCCAAAAGAUGCUGUUGUUUGAAAUUGUUCACUAAUGUGUAUUAAAAAAAAAUCGGUUCAUGCUUUACAGAGGGAGCAACGCUCUCAAAGCUCACGCGUUGGAGCGUCGAGCCGAUUAUAACUGGAAUGGUGAGUUUUGUGAGAGGUACGAAACGUAAGCAGGAGAAAAGGGAUCUGGGGAAUGAGGAAGAAAACAUGAAAAGCACAAAGACAUAAAUGUGCCGUGUUUCAUGUUGUGUGAGUGCGUCUCCUAACUUCAACCAAAACGUCACAGGUUAAAAGGCUGAUGUUACCGUUCAGCCUUCUAGCUGCUUGAUGACAAACUGAGAUUCCAUCCUCUGGAUACGUAAUUUAAUAUUUUGUUCCGGGAUAUAUGUUUGCUUGUUGUUUACAUCAAGUACUUGAAAAUAGGUAGUAUUAAAGGUUUGCACAGUAUACUGCACUUGUGUGUGUUGAGCGCAUGAUAAACACCAGUAGUGGGUGAAAGGUGCUACUUUUCUCUGUGGCCUUAGAUUCCCACCUGCUUAGUGUUCCUGAUCUUAUUAGUCCUCGACUCGGGCGCAGUCCUUUCAGUCCUUGCCGGCACUCUGCUGAGAACUGUCUUAGCGAGAUAAAGUAAAAGGAAAGGUGAAGAGGCGGCAGCCAGGCUCAGGCAGACAUUGUCUCGCUCAGCACUCGGCUCGCCUGAGCUGUUUGAAGAGAAGUGUAGAGAAAUGAGGAGAGAGCGAGAGGUAGAGAGAGAGAGAGAGAGAGAGAGAGAACCCCUUUAGCUCUAGGUUCCUGCUCCGGCUUUGAAGCUGCUCUUUGAUCUGAGUCAGGUGUGUGCACAGUGUGAUCAGAAGAUGGAAAGAAGGAGAAGAAAAAAAACAUCAAACUAACAUGCAAGGAGAAAUGUAGAAUGAGGUGAUGAUUGACAUGUUAUUACUAUGUCUGGCCAGUGGGAGCAAAAGAGGGAAGGAGUCGUUGUAAUUUGUUCCUUAAUUUGAAAAGGUACCUUCUCACUCCCCCUCUUAAUACACAUCUAGAGGUACACCGUGGCGCAGAUAUACAGUACAUACACAAAACGAGCUUCUUCCUUUUGAGGUGUCUUCCCAAUUUCAGCAUAUAGAAUUGUAUCCUCCUCAUACCUCACAUUGCUUGUAUGGAGUAAUGCUUUUAUCAUUUUAACAGGACCUAAAUGCCUUUUCCUUUUUUGCAAGGGAUGAAAAAUGUAUGUUUAUUACAGUAUUUCCGACCCUUACAUGAGCUCUCCUAUAUUCAGAAUUGUGACUAACGUAAUCAGAGGCACACAAAUUGGUUGAAAGUGGCUUUGAUUUUUCUCUCAGAGAUCAUUCAUAUCAGGAUGUUUUCUUUUGUCUUGUGUGAGAUUUUUGCACGCAUUUUAAUUCAUGCUCGGUAUUCCAUAUCAAUCCACGCCAUCAUUAGUCUAGCUGCAUUCCUUCCCGAAAGCCCAUCCGUACACAUCUUGCAUCACAGCUGAAUGCACCUUUUUUUGUGAAAGAGAUUUUUUUUUUGCCAGAUAUCGCUUGUUUCCAUGCCGUACGCUCAUUUCUGAGAACGUUUAAAAUUUAGUUUUAAUUGAAAAGAGAAUAAUUAGUUUACUCUUACUGCAGCGCAGAAUCCCAAUUGACUGCCAGUUGUGUAAGAUAUGGAUAGAUUGUCAUAAACACAACCUCUUUUCAUCUCAAACUGAUUGCUGAUUGAAGAUGCUUUUGCACUUUUGUUGCUCUCGGUGUAAUGUGUUGCCGAGGAAAUGGUGUUGUGGUUUUUUCGGCUGGCACGUGUCAUUCCUGAUACAAAACAAAGCAUUUAAUCAGCAUUUUUGUUUGCUUCAUGGCAAUUUAAAUCCCGAUCAAUGUAUUACUCCCAAGUCAAAAUAUCAUAAAGUAUAAAAUGAAUAUUCUUCCAUUUUACACACAUUGUAAACAAACCCUUUGUAGACACUGGAGUUCUGUAAAAUAGUAAUUACUGGCGAUGACGAUGAUAAUAAUAAUGGCUGUCUGUUCUUCUUGUUUUAUAAAAGUGUUGUGAAAAUUGUAAGAAACUUAAAGUAUUUAAAAAAGGUUGUUCUCUUGUUUUUUUAUUUGCUUUGAUUUUGUUAUGAUAAUAUAUUAUUGUGUACCUAUUGUAAAUAUGAAGCACACCUAUUUUGCAAGCCAAGGAUUCACUUUGUACUGUUGUUAUAUAUAAAUAAACUUUGCUGGUUAAAAAUUG
Pseudoliparis swirei is the source of this 9653-nucleotide messenger RNA. It is a transcript of the gene plxna2, whose product is annotated as plexin A2. The record is from RefSeq and is a predicted model, not a curated record. Gene Ontology annotation, molecular function: protein binding; semaphorin receptor activity. NCBI's taxonomy places the organism in Eukaryota, Metazoa, Chordata, Actinopteri, Perciformes, Liparidae. The coding region runs from base 227 to 5965 and encodes 1912 amino acids. Gene Ontology annotation, biological process: positive regulation of axonogenesis; regulation of cell migration; regulation of cell shape. The transcript is spliced from 32 exons. Gene Ontology annotation, cellular component: semaphorin receptor complex.